This is a messenger RNA of Pseudogymnoascus verrucosus, 1395 nucleotides long. RefSeq lists its product as uncharacterized. Bases 1 to 1395 code for a protein of 464 amino acids. Gene Ontology annotation, molecular function: triacylglycerol lipase activity. The record is from RefSeq and is a predicted model, not a curated record. Lineage: Eukaryota; Fungi; Ascomycota; Leotiomycetes; Thelebolales; Thelebolaceae. The transcript has a single exon. Gene Ontology annotation, biological process: lipid catabolic process.
AUGAAGCUCCUCUCCUGGGUUCUCCCUUCCGUGCUUCUUGGAGCUGGGCUGCCAACCGUGCUGGGUCGGUCCCUGCCUCGAGCAACGGUCCCGAGUAGCGACCCCUUCUACCAACCCCCUGCAGGCUUCGAAUCCCAGGUGCCCGGGACAAUCCUGCGUACCCGCACUAUCGUGGCUUCGUUCUUCGGGAUUUUGCCAAACCCAGUCCAGGCUUAUCAGCUUCUCUAUCGUACCACAGCCACCAAUGGGUCCGCCAUCGCCACCGUAAUCACGGUCUUCAGGCCUCUUUUCGCAAAGACUGACCGCUUCGUCUCGUUCCAGACAGCCUAUGAUAGCUCGGCCACGGUGUGUGACCCGAGUUAUAGCUAUCAAAUCGGCACCCCCCAGUCAGACCUCAUAUCGUCGGCUGAGCUGCUGAUUAUCGAGGCCUACCUCAUAUCUGGCUAUAUCGUCGCGUCUUCGGAUUACGAAGGUCCAGAUGCCGCGUUCGGACCCGGUCACCUUUCGGGCAUGGGGGUCCUCGAUGGGAUUCGUGCCGUCACGAACUUCAAAAGCACCCUGCAUUUUUCCACUACCAACCCCAUGGUCGUGGGUGUUGGUUACUCCGGUGGUGCAAUUGCGACAGGCUGGGCCGCGUCGCUACAGCCAACCUAUGCCCCUGAGAUCGACAUCAAAGGCUGGGUUUCUGGUGGUACCCCUGCAAACCUCACUGCUGUCGCCGACUUUAUCGACGGCACGACCUUCAGCGGUUUCGUUCUAGCUGUUGUGGACGGCCUUACGAAGCCGAGUGCAUACGGCGCUGCGUUGAAGCCAGUAAUCGACAGCAUUAUUACGCCUGCUGGCCAGACGGCCCUAAACUUUGCAAGUGCCAAUUGCGCCGUUGCAGACAUUAUCAAUUUCUCGGGCAAGUCGAUCAAGUCAACAGAUUUCCAAUCCUUGGGCGACCGUCUGUGGUACGAUCCUACCGUUGCUGCCAUCUUAGAACAAAACACCAUGGGUGUGAACAAGAACGAAACGCCCACGGUUCCUGUAUUCAUGUAUCACGCAUCGCAGGAUGAGAUCGUACCCUACGCCAACGCCGCAGUGCUCGCCAAGGCGUGGUGUAGCUAUGGAGCGAGCGUCAAGUUCACCACGUAUGCAAACGGCGGACACAUUACCACUGAGGUAGUCGCCAUCGUAGAGUCGCUCAACUUUGUCUCGUCAGCCUUUGCUGGCACAGCAGCGAGCGGCUGCUCCACGAAUACCGAGCUUAGCAGCCUCCUCAAUCCAAUCGCGCUUGGUAUUGAGCUUGAGCCUGUCCUUAUCGCUCUUGCGCAGGUCCUUCUGCUCUCCGGCCAAGCCGAUGGCAAUAUUGUGCAUAGUCCGAAGACCCUCUCGUCUACGGUGUCAGCAUAG